Phalaenopsis equestris is the source of this 1249-nucleotide messenger RNA. RefSeq names its product protein PIN-LIKES 6-like. Gene Ontology annotation, biological process: endoplasmic reticulum to cytosol auxin transport. The record is from RefSeq and is a predicted model, not a curated record. Gene Ontology annotation, cellular component: membrane. NCBI's taxonomy places the organism in Eukaryota, Viridiplantae, Streptophyta, Magnoliopsida, Asparagales, Orchidaceae.
GUGGUUCAUUCCUGUCAAUGUUGUAUUGGGUUCAAUAUCAGGCUCUGUGAUUGGCUUUGUUGUUGCAUCUAUUGUUCGACCUCCGUACCCCUAUUUCAAGUUCACCAUUAUACAUAUUGGGAUUGGGAACAUUGGAAAUAUACCACUUGUUUUGAUUGCAGCUUUAUGCCGAGACCAAUCAAACCCAUUUGGUGAUUCAGAGAAAUGUAGUCAGGAUGGAAAUGCUUAUAUCUCAUUUGGCCAGUGGGUUGGCGCAAUUAUACUGUACACCUACGUUUUUCAAAUGCUCGGUCCGCCUCCUGGCGGUUCAUUCGACGACAAUGAACAAGAAGAGCUUCCAAGUAAGAGACCGGCUAAUAAUGCCAGUGCAGAGCAAGUACCUUUGCUUUCUUCGGACGAGCCUGAAGAAACAAACAUGCAGGCUUCAAAAAGAGAAAAAAUACUUUUCCAGCUACGUCGUCUUGCUGAAACACUAAAGAUUAAACAGAUUUUGCAACCGCCAAUCAUUGCCUCGGUGCUGGCAAUUUUCAUUGGUGCUAUACCAUUCCUGAAGCAGUUAAUUCUCACGGACGACGCGCCUUUCUUUUUUUUCACUGACAGCUGCUUAAUUCUUGGGGAUGCCAUGAUUCCUUGCAUUUUGCUUGCGUUGGGAGGAAAUCUUGUUGAUGGUCCUGGUGCAGGAAGUAAAAAGCUUGGUUUUCGAACAACUGCUGCAAUUAUAUUUGCACGAUUGGUUAUAGUUCCUCCCGCUGGGCUUGGUAUUGUCACCUUGGCUGACAAGCUUGGCUUUCUUCCAAAGGGUGAUAAAAUGUUCAGAUUUGUGUUGCUGCUCCAGCAUACAAUGCCUACUUCUGUGCUUUCUGGUGCUGUUGCAAAUCUGAGAGGAUGCGGAAAGGAGGCAGCUGCUGUUCUAUUCUGGGUUCAUAUAUUUGCAGUAAUCUCCAUGGCUGGAUGGAUCAUUCUUUAUCUGCGCCUUCUCUUUUAAGUUUCUUGCAGACACAACUGCUGCUUUGGUAGGAGCUCUCAAUUCUUUUCCUUUUCCACACUGCUGUGAGCGCCAUGAUUUUUUUUCUAUUUUUAGUAAAAAUUAGAUUAAUUUGAAGAGUCUGUGUAUAUAGGUUUUAGAAUGCCUGAAUGUUUUAUCAUUUUGUAUCUUUUGAUGUGUCAUAGAGACCACAUCUGAUUAGGAGGAACUGUUUUAGAAUGCUGCUUGUAAUGUAUUUCAUGGCCUGUGAUUAGGAUUAUUGAA